Messenger RNA from Vombatus ursinus (common wombat), 5454 nucleotides. RefSeq names its product anoctamin 8 (gene ANO8). Gene Ontology annotation, biological process: chloride transmembrane transport. Gene Ontology annotation, molecular function: chloride channel activity. Gene Ontology annotation, cellular component: plasma membrane. Bases 549 to 4058 code for a protein of 1169 amino acids. NCBI's taxonomy places the organism in Eukaryota, Metazoa, Chordata, Mammalia, Diprotodontia, Vombatidae. The record is from RefSeq and is a predicted model, not a curated record. The transcript has 18 exons.
UCCUGCUCCAUCCCCCUAAGUGGGACACUGGCCGAAGAGCCCUAGAGCCCCCUUACCCUGAGUCCCGGGUCCCCUCCUGCUCUGCAGUCCCAGUGACCUCAGAUCAAGGUGGGACACAGGCAGAGCUGAGGAAGCAGUUUCAGGAGUGCAGCUUCUGGGCCAGGGCUGUAGUCUCUGCGUUCUCCGGGCCUUCCAUCCCUUGACCCUUCUGUCUUCGCUGGGCCCACUCACUCCUUCCUCAUUCACCUCAGGUUGCUGUCACCCAACAGAGCUGGGAUCUAAUGAGGCCAAGGUCACGGGUUAAAGCCUUCCUUAACACAGUGAUCUCUUCCCUCUGUUUCUUGACCCCAAAUGAAUCCCUGGAGUCCAGAUCCAAACUCAGUCCUAACCCCAGAUUGCCUUUGACACCAAAACAAACCCCCGAACCCAGACUGCUGAGACUCUGGCCUAAACCUGGACCUCGACCCAGAUAAUGAUUAAGAUAAUGGCCCCAGGCUGAGCCCUGAGUCCUUCUCCUAGCCCCAGAAUCAGGGAGCCUUGGGUAGUAGAUGAAAAUGUUUCAGGAUAGGCUGUCACCACUCCUGGGAACACAGCUAUGUGUUAUGUGCCACAGACACUAUGUAUGUGUGUUUGGGGAGGGGUCUCUGUGCCCCAAGACUGGACUGUCAUAUAAGACAGGUGAAGCAUCCUGGACAGCUCCUUCAGAGAGAUUCCAAAGGUGGCUGGCACACACCUACUGGCACCUGACCAGGUUACUCACACACGUGUAUUUGGGCAGCAGCCCACGGACCCAGGAAUGUUUACAUAGCCCUGGCCCAGAUCUGCAGCUCGGUUACCUGCCCAGGUACACAGACAAGCUGUUUGGGAAGCGGCUGCUACAGGCAGGACGAUAUAUCAUGUCCCACAAAUCAUGGAUGAAGACGGUGCCCACCGAGAACUGUGAUGUCCUCAUGACCUUCCCAGACACGACUGACGACCACACCCUACUGUGGCUUCUGAAUCACAUCCGUGUGGGUAUCCCUGAACUCAUAGUACAAGUCCGGCACCAUCGGCACACGAGGACCUACGGCUUCUUUCUCACUGCCACCUAUGAGAGCCUGCUCCGUGGGGCUGAUGAGCUGGGGCUGCGGAAAGCCGUGAAGGCCGAGUUCGGCGGCGGCACUAGGGGCUUCUCUUGCGAGGAGGACUUCAUCUACGAGAACGUGGAGAGUGAGCUCCGCUUCUUCACCUCCCAGGAGCGGCAGAGCAUCAUUCGCUUCUGGCUGGAGAACCUGCGGGCCAAGGCCGGGGAGGCGCUGCACAACGUGCGCUUCUUGGAGGACCAGCCCAUCAUUCCAGAGUUGGCUGCCCGUGGGAUCAUCCAGCAGGUGUUUCCUGUACAUGAGCAGAGGAUUCUUAACCAGCUCAUGAAGUCCUGGGUGCAGGCUGUAUGUGAGAACCAGCCCCUUGAUGAGAUUUGUGACUACUUUGGGGUGAAGAUUGCUAUGUAUUUUGCCUGGCUGGGUUUCUAUACCUCUGCCAUGGUCUACCCAGCUGUGUUCGGCUCUGUGCUCUAUACCUUCACUGAGGCUGACCAGACCAGCCGGGACAUCUGCUGUGUAAUCUUUGCCAUCUUCAAUGUGAUCUGGUCUACACUGUUUCUGGAGGAGUGGAAGCGCCGUGGGGCUGAGUUUGCCUACAAGUGGGGGACCUUGGACACCCCUGGAGAAGCCAUUGAGGAGCCCCGGCCCCAGUUCAGGGGUGUCCGGCGGAUCAGUCCCGUGACCAAUGCAGAGGAGUUUUAUUACCCACCAUGGAAGCGCUUGCUCUUCCAGCUGCUGGUUAGCCUGCCAGUGUGUGCCACCUGCCUCAUCGGAGGCUUCCUACUCAUGCUGGGCUGCUUCCAGCUGCAGGAGCUGGUGCUCAGUGUGAAGGGGCUGCCACGCCUUGUCUGCUUCCUGCCCAAGAUUGGCUUGGCCCUCUUGGUCAGUGCCUGUGCCGAGGCCUACAAGAAGCUUGCCUACUGGCUUAAUGACAUGGAGAACUACCGUCUACAGAGUGCCUAUGAGAAACACCUCAUCGUCAAGAUUGUUUUGUUCCAGUUUGUAAAUUCGUACCUGAGUCUUUUCUACAUCGGUUUCUACCUCAAGGACAUGGAGAGGCUGAAGGAGAUGUUAGCCACCCUACUUAUCACCCGUCAGUUCCUGCAGAAUGUCCGGGAGGUACUACAGCCGCACCUGUACCGCCGGCUGACCAGUGGGGACCUGAGCGCCCGCACCCUCUGGGAGUUCUCCAGGACUUUCCUGCAGCUGCUCACUCACAGGCCUCCUGUCCCAGAGGCCCGGCCCCAAGAGCCACUGGCGGGGCCUCCUGAGCCCAGGGCCCAGGAGGGCAGUGGCAGUGGGGGCCGGAAGUGCCUCAAUGGGGGCUGUGGGGUCCCUGAGGAGGAGGAGGAAGAGCGGCGGAGGAGGGCUGGGGAGGGUGGGGAAGGGGCGGGCAGGGGGGGGGGGGGGGAGGAUGAGGAGGAGGACGACGAGGAGGACGAUGAGGAGGAAGAUGAUGAGGAAGAAAGCCUUCUGGACUGCAGCCUAAAGCUAAGGAAGGUGAGUUUUGCUGAGCGGGCCGAGCGGCAGCGACGGGCAGGCCCGACCGGUCCCGAGAACUUCCUGGAAGAGGGUAGCCCGACCAUGGUAGACAAGGGCCUGGACCCCGCAGCCGUGUUUGCCUUGUGCGAGGAUGAAGAGGAUGCCGAGGGGCCUUCGGACAGUCCUGGCCGGGAGCCCCUGGAAGCACCUGGGGGCCCGCGUGGGGAACGGCCCGGUGGUGAGGGUCAGGACCAGGGUCCUGGUGAUGAUGAGGCCGAGGCCUCGGGCCCUGGGGAGGACAGACGGCGAAAGCAGAACCGCACGUCCUGGAUCGACCCACCUGAGGAAGAUUACUCCCCCCAGCUGACCCAGGCUGAGCUGGAGAGCUGCAUGAAAAAAUACGAGGACCCUUUCCAGGACUACCAGGAGAUGUUUGUACAGUUUGGCUACGUGGUGCUCUUCUCUUCAGCCUUUCCCCUGGCUGCCCUCUGUGCCCUGGUCAACAACCUCAUCGAGAUCCGCAGCGAUGCCUUCAAGCUGUGCACGGGCCUCCAGCGGCCUUUCGGACAGCGUGUUGAUAGCAUCGGGCAGUGGCAGAAGGUGAUGGAGGCCAUGGGCAUCCUGGCCAUUGUGGUGAACUGCUACCUGAUUGGUCAGUGCGGACAACUUCAACGCCUCUUUCCGUGGCUGAGCCCAGAGGCCGCCAUUAUCUCUGUAGUAGUGCUGGAGCACUUUGCUCUGUUUCUGAAGUACCUCAUCCAGGCGGCCAUCCCGGACAUCCCUGCCUGGGUAGCUGAGGAGAUGGCCAAGCUGGAGCACCAGCGGCGAGAGGCCUUCAAGAAACAUGAGCGCCAGGCUCAGCACCACUACCAGCAGCAGCAACGGCGAAGGCGGGAGGAGGAAGAGCGGCAAAGACACGCGGAGCACCACGCACGACGGGAACGUGAGACUGGGCGUGAGGAAGGCCAGGCUGAGGGCAGCGGUCCAGAUCUUGCCCCUGAGAAGGCACCUGUCAAGGCCAAGGGUGGGCCCGGCCCAGAUCGGCCCAAGAGGCCAGGCUCCCUGCUCGCCCCCAACAAUGUCAUGAAACUCAAGCACAUGAUCCCCCUCCAGGGGAAGUUUCUGUCCUCAUCCUCUUCGUCAUCCUCAUCCUCUGCAGGGGGUGCCGGCCCAGCUACCCGUCAGCCGCAGGCACCCUCCCCCACGGGAGAAAACCGCCUGCCUGCCUUUCUCAGCUUUAAGUUUCUCAAGUCACCAGAAGCCAAGCGAGAACAAGAGCGAAGCCACUCGCCUCCCAAGCCCUUCCAUGCCGGCAAGCUCUUCCCCUUUGGGGGCCGGGCAGAGUCCACCACUGCAUCUAACGGGGCAGGCGGGGGGCAGGUGCGACCCGACAGCGCUCCCAGCAAGGCCCAGCGUCCCGGGCUGGCAGAUGAGGCCGGUGGGGAGGAGCCUGAUGCCCGUGCAGAGGACGAAGGCUCAGGUCAUAAGCUUUAACUUGGGGUGGGGUGGGGUGGGGACCUAGGGACACCUGGGUCCCAGUUAGAAGAGGAUUGAGGGGCAGAUGCAAGGACAAAUGGGGCCUGGCUGGGGAGGGAAAAAGCCAUAGGUUCCCUCCUCUUACUGCAUUUGACCCCUGGAGAUGAGAGGGUAUGGGAGCUAAGGGCUGCCCCCAAUCCCCUUGGGUAUGGGCAACUCCUUGGACCCAGGGCCCCCCAGGAGGGACAAAGGCACUUACUGCCUCUUCCUUCUGUUUUUCCUCAGUCUCUGUGUUAGAACCUCUGGGUACUAGAGACAACACAAGGGUGGCCUGAAUAGCACCCCCUCUCCAUUUCCAGCCCUGCCCUCCUAGGACAGGCCACCCCUGCAUGGCUGACCUGCCCACCUCCAUGGCCUUCCCUCCCCCCUGCCUCUAUGCAAACCCCCGUGCCCCCAGCUCCUUAGCUGGGCUGGCCCAGGGACCUGUCCUCUGGGAGGAGACCUUAAUCAGGGAGAAGGGGCUAGUUGGGAGUGGUCAGUCAGUCAACAACUAAGUAUUUAGACCCAAGAGCUAAGCUGGGGGGCUGGGUCCCCGUCCUCAACAAAGGGUCAGUCCCAAGACAGCGGUCCUCUCCGUGGGGGAGAGACCACAGCUGCAGUCCCAGGCUUGUUCCAGAGAAGCUCAGCCCAGCCAGGCCAUGGGCAGGAACAGAGGGAUUCCCUCCCUAGGACCCUGCACCCCUUCCCUCCCUGGGUGACCAGAAGAGGGGGAUUUUCACCUUAGUGCUUUUUGAUUUGACACCACCACUCCCUCCCACCCUGCCCAGCAAAGCCUGAGCCAGAGUGAGAAGUGGGCAUCAGGCCUGCGGCAAGAGACGGGAACCUUCCCUCCUCCCACCCCCACCCCCAAUCUGGGAGGGGUUAGGAGCUUAGAGGCGUGGGCUGGACCUGAUGAGCUUUCCCCUGCCAUCCCUCUCCCCCCUGAGCCAUUGUCUAGAAGCAAUAAAGCCUUCCUUGGGGGUAAGGGCAGGCCCCAAACCCACCCUGGCCCAGCUCCUCUGUGCUUGGUGCCAACAUGGGGGCACAGGGCAGUGGGCAGCACUGGGUGGGGGUGGGCCCAGACUAGACUGUUUCUGGUUCAUGGAAGAGAUAAGUAGCUGAGAGAUCGAUACCAAGGGAAUCCCCUAAGGACACUCCACUCCUCACCCCAGACUGGGGAAUGCCAAUUUGUGCCCAGGGGCAGCCCAAAGGCUUGAAAGCCUGUCUGAAGCCAGUGUGAAGCAGGGGCAGUGCCAGCGAGGCCCGAGUCCUCUUAGUCUAGCCCCUACGGGCACUGCACUGGAACUGCCCCCUCUCCCCUUCCGCAGGGACAGCGCAACCAGCUUCUGGUGUCCCCUCCCGUGCCCACCGCCGG